UUAUUAUUUUAGCAUACAUGUUUUGAACUUUAAGAUAAAGUUAAAACAAUGCUGAAUGUAUAGGUAAAGUCAGCGCAAGAGCUUGAACAGUGAAGUUAAUGGAGGAUCCAUAAAAAAACUGAGACUCAACCAAUUUCCGAUCCCUUCACUUCCAAUGAAGAAGAAGCACACCAUCAGCUUCUUCAGCCACUGCAAUAUCCCUAAACCCUUUUCAGCUCUCAAUUCAAUUUCAUCAUUCCCUCUAUUCUUCCUCCUCUCUCUGUUUCUCCAACCCAUUUCUUCUUCUUCUUUGAUUAACUCUCCCCCUCCGCUUCCCAUUCUUCCCAUCCCCUCCGCUUCUCAGAUCCAAUGGCAACUCGGAAACAUGGCUCUCUUCCUUCACUUUGGCCCCAACACCUUCACCGAUUCCGAAUGGGGAACUGGCCACGCUGACCCAUUUAUCUUCAACCCCACCAAUCUCGAUGCUGCUCAAUGGGUCCGAGUCGCCAAGGAUGCUGGGUUUUCCCAUCUCAUUCUCACUGCCAAGCACCACGAUGGGUUCUGCUUGUGGCCGUCGGAGUAUACAAAGUACUCGGUAAGCUCCAGCCCGUGGAGAAAUGGCAAAGGGGAUGUGGUAGGGGAACUCGCCAAGGCUGCCAAAGAAGCUGGACUUGGAUUGGGCCUCUAUCUGUCCCCUUGGGAUCGUCACGAGUCCUGUUAUGGCAAAACUCUGGAAUAUAAUGAGUUCUAUGCUGGGCAAAUGACUGAAUUACUUACAAGGUAUGGAGAGAUCAGUGAAGUGUGGUUGGAUGGGGCAAAAGGGGAGGGCGAGAAGGACAUGGAUUAUUUCUUUGAUUCUUGGUUUAGUUUAAUUCAUCAGCUCCAACCGGGGGCUAUCAUUUUCUCCGACGCCGGUCCUGAUUGCCGGUGGAUUGGUGACGAAGCUGGUGUUGCCAAGCCUACUUGUUGGUCGCUUUUUAACUCCAGCGAUGUAGAUAUUGGUGGCACUGAUUCUCAAUACUCUGGGGAAGGUGACCCAUUUGGAAUGAACUGGGUUCCAGCUGAGUGUGAUGUCUCAAUAAGGCCUGGUUGGUUCUGGCAUCCAUCAGAAGUUCCAAAGUCUGCGACAACUCUUCUCGACAUAUAUUACAAAUCAGCUGGCAGAAACUGCCUCUUGUUGCUAAACGUACCACCGAAUUCCUCUGGUUUAAUAUCAGCUGAAGAUGUACAAGUGCUUCAAGAAUUCACUAAGAUUCGAGACUCCAUUUUCUCCCACAAUUUCGCACAAAAUGCUCUUAUCGAUGCUAGCAGUACCCGAGGAGAUGGCGAAGAUGUCCGCUUUGCCCCCUCCAAUGUCCUCAAAGAAGGUAUUUACACUUACUGGGCUCCUGCUGAGAAUCAACCCACAUGGGCUCUGUACUUAAACCUUCAAGAUUUCAUAUCUUUCAAUGUGCUGCUUAUUCAAGAACCAAUUCACAUGGGACAGAGGAUUAUUGAAUUUCACUUUGAUAUUCUGAAUGAUGAGGGUGUUUGGAAUACAGUGGUGAGAGGCUCCACUGUGGGCUACCGAAGAAUACUAAGAUUUCCAACUGUAGUAUCUCAGUUUUUGAGACUUGUUAUUGAGAAGUCAAGGGCUGAUCCCCUCGUUUCUUAUUUGGCGAUACAUGUGGAUAACUUCUCUCACUUGGGUAGUCAUUUGGAUAAGAGAUUGGGAGCGGCCAUCAAUGGCAGUGAAAUUCAUCGUCAGAUUACCCUAAACAAUUCUCAAAUUUCUGCUGUAUAAUAUUCUCAUUGUCAUUCUAGCUCAUAUUUGUAAUGAUUUCUUUUCAAAAUGUUAUGGAACUUCGUUUUCAUUUCAUU
Molecule: messenger RNA, 1839 nt
Organism: Benincasa hispida (wax gourd)
Lineage: Eukaryota; Viridiplantae; Streptophyta; Magnoliopsida; Cucurbitales; Cucurbitaceae
Gene: FUC1
Product: alpha-L-fucosidase 1
Biological process (GO): fucose metabolic process; glycoside catabolic process
Cellular component (GO): lysosome
Molecular function (GO): alpha-L-fucosidase activity
Source: RefSeq, a predicted model, not a curated record